Molecule: messenger RNA, 1895 nt
Organism: Protomyces lactucae-debilis
Lineage: Eukaryota; Fungi; Ascomycota; Taphrinomycetes; Taphrinales; Protomycetaceae
Product: D123-domain-containing protein
Exons: 2
Coding region: 253-1455 (400 amino acids)
Cellular component (GO): cytoplasm
Source: RefSeq, a predicted model, not a curated record
GGCGACACCUACCUCUGCUUAACGAAACAUCCGUUCUUUAAGGAUAAAUUCGAAGCACUCAGACAAGUCGUGCCAGAAGCAGAGCAGACGUAUAUCGUGGGUUGGGAUACGGCAUUGCGGAUACUGGACCCAAAGUACUAUCCUGACCGUGACCUAGCGACUGCGCUUGGCUCCUUCUUUGAAAAGGGGAAGCUGCUCUGUGCUGUACGAGAGGAUGAAACAUGGGGAGAUGCAUUAACUCAGCGCAAACAUAUGGAAGCAAUUGCCGCUGGUGCAGUAGACGGUGUGCCGGCCGGCUGGUCACAGAAUAUGGCGCUCCUUGAACUGCCACCGGAUGAUGCGCAUGGCGUUUCUUCAACAAAAAUUAGGGAAGCGCUCAAGACUGGUGACCAAGCGCUACUCAAGCGCAACUUGACUCCUUAUGUAUUGGAGGCACUGCAAUCAGACUCAAAGCAAGUGGACCUUCUUCCAUGGCCAACGCUUACACGGCAGGAUGUGAUGCGGUGUAGCUUCUCUCAUUGGCAUCCACGAUUCAAAUCCGUGUCACCACGCGCACGCGUCAUCAAGCCAUUGCCGCUGCCCUUUUUGCACUACCUCAAUGAAGAUGGUCUGAUGCUACCACAGGAUUCUGGAGUGAAGCGAUUUCAUGAUCUGUCCGACUCGGAGAGUGAAUUUGAGGAUGAGGGGUUUGAAGAGGAAGAUCCAACAGAUGCAUUCAAGGCAUUACACACACUCAUUGCCUCUGAAGUUGCUGCAUUGGGUGGAUCCGUCGUACCAAAGCUCAACUGGUCAGCACCGAAGGAUGCAGUAUGGAUCACAGCAGACAAGACUCUCAAGUGCACAGAGCCAAGCGACAUCUACCUCCUCCUCAAGAGUUCUGACUUUAUCGUGCACGACCUCGAGCACGCAUUUGACUACUGUUCUGGAGAAGUUUCACCCUUGGCAGCUGAAGAACACGAGCUCGUCCUCAAAAAGUGGUUCAAUGCACAGCCUUCGAUGGAGUUCCGCUGUUUUGUGCGCGACAAGCACUUGGUGGCCAUCUCACAGCGCGACAUUAAUCAUUAUGACUUUUUGGAGAGUCAGGCCGUCCAGAUUGCAAAGUUGAGUGCACGACUAUUUCAGGAACACUUGCAGGACAAGUUCGAGAGUGAGCACUAUGCGUUUGAUGCAUACAUUUCAGUGGCGCAGGAUAAGGUCUGGCUUAUGGAUAUCAGUCCCUGUGCGCCCAGCACCGAUGCCCUCCUCUUUUCAUGGCAGGAGUUGCUCGCAUUACCAACAAAUACUGCUGCAGGCCCAGAGAUUCGAUUCGUGAGCAAAGACACUGUGCUCUCACAAGGUCCACAGUAUUCUGCACAUCAGGUACCCUUUGACUUGAUUGAUGCGAGUGAAGGUGUGGAUGUGGCAGAGUUUGCAAGGUCCUUUCAAACAAAACUUGCGUCGGCUGCUUUGGACUAGUGAUGACGUUCUUGCUUGUCUUGGCUCAGGUGACGGUAUUGUGCUGCUUCUGGCAUCCACCAAGGUCCGACUUGUGCUUCUUCCCGUGGUGUGGAUGGAGUUGGAACAUCGCUUCCAAUUGAUUGAAUGGAAGAGCUUGAUGUGCGCCUCUUGUACUGGAUUUGGUGGGCAGCCUUGGACGAGAGCAUCAUGGAAGCAUAUGUCAUGCUUGCUGGCUUGAUGCGCUUUGAUGGAUGAUCAGAAACAUGGGUGCGAGCCGGACCCUUUUAUAUGCCCGACUGACCACUUGUGGCGUGAUGUCGCGUCUCACAACAAAAACAAGCGUGACGCGACUAAAUGAGGAAGCAUGCGCUAGCAGUCUAGCACUAUGGGUUCUUUGCCGUAUACUAACGACGCGCAAGACAAGUUCGCUGCGCAUUAAUCUCCUGAUUAGUUUGAUC